AUGGCGGGGACCGAGCUGCUGGCGGAUGACUCGGAGCCAGCACUGGGUCUCUCUGACUUCUUCCAUCUUGAUGUUGGCGGCUGGGUGUUCUCCAUCCCCACCAUGACACUUGCUCGCUUCCGGGAAUCUGUUCUGUGGCGAGAGGUCUGCUGCUUGACUCCAACUGAUAGUAGAAGGAUUUUUCUGGACCGGGACGGCUUUGUGUUCAGACACGUUCAUCACUUCCUGCUCACAUCGCAGCUCUCAUCAUCGUUUCUGGUCGAUAUAGAUGUUUUGUAUGAACAAACCAAAGCAGUAGGUCUUCAGUCAAUGACGGAGGCCCUAGAAAAGUUAAAAGAUGAGGAACCUCAACAGCGCAUGCAGACAAAACCAGACAUGUCUGUCACUGAGAAAGCAGCCAUUAACUACUGGAAAACUCGUAAAUGUAGCAGCAGACUCUGUGAGCUGCCUCUAAAAAGUUCCCUUUUCCCAGGCAAUCAAGACAAAGCCCCCCUUGGACUCUUACACAAUCCUUUUCUUGACGUCCUGCAAGAUGUUCCUUACUGUUUCCUUCCCAUUGAUAUGCUGGAGAAAUACCCUGGACUGCUCACAGAUGAUAACUUGCUGUGGUUCGCUGAGAAUUUUGCUUUGAUUGAAUGUGGAUGUCAGGAAUUCCGAUUCAUAGGAUAUGUACAUGGUAGUAAUCCAGAUACAGCCCUGUUCUCCAGUACCAGUUCAGCUGGCAGCAAAGGAGAACGUAAAAAAGCAACAAAGCCUUUCUACAUCCUGACACUGGAGUUAUUGGCUAAAUACCCAGACUCUACUCUAGGCCAGCUGAGCAUAGAGAGCAGUGUAGAUGGCAACAAGCUGUAUAUCACCGGCACCGGGACCCUCUUUCUACACGUAAAGAACUGGAUGGGAACAUGCAGACUUCCCUUGACCAGAAGCUUUUUAGAGAUUUAUGCUCUGUGCACGUUUCUGGACAAAGAAGAUGCUGUGUAUCAGUCGAUGAGAGAAGCUGUCAGAUCCUACCUGAAGUCUAGGACCAGGGUGGAUGGGAGAAUACUGUGUGACAGCUGGACAGCUGACGUAAGAGCGUUCCCGAAACAUCAGAUCGUCAGAGUCUAUGUUAGGAGCCACUGGUAUUCUACAUACUUGAAAACACUGCUGAAGUAUCCUGAGCUGCUUGCCAACUCCAGGAAAGCAUGUUGGAUCACUUGCGGCUUCUCCUUGUUAGUGAAUGGCGAUGGAGACAUGUUUAGACACAUCCUGAACUUCCUGAGACUGGGAAGACUCCACCUUCCAUCCGAGUUCAUAGAAUGGGACAUUCUUUGUCAGGAAGUAACAGAGUUUCAAAUCCCAUCCCUUGUGAAAGCUCUAUAUGAGUGCAAGGCUUACAGUUCCAGACAUAUCUGCAGGCAUAUGAACAUUGAUGUGCAGUGA
Molecule: messenger RNA, 1422 nt
Organism: Bufo gargarizans (Asiatic toad)
Lineage: Eukaryota; Metazoa; Chordata; Amphibia; Anura; Bufonidae
Product: BTB/POZ domain-containing protein KCTD19-like
Exons: 10
Coding region: 1-1422 (473 amino acids)
Biological process (GO): protein homooligomerization
Source: RefSeq, a predicted model, not a curated record